AUGGAGGUCCUUUUACCACUGACCUUCCUGGUUCUUCUGAGUGCUCCCAGCUGGGCCACAGAGAGGCACUACUACAUAGGCAUCGAGGAAACCACUUGGGAUUAUGCGCCCUCUGGGAAGAACAUGCUCAAUGGGAAGCCCUUUGCAGAAGACAGAGAGUUUCGAUCUAAAACCUACCUGCAGCGGGACCGAGAUCGGAUAGGGUCCACUUAUAAAAAGGUGCUGUAUUUUCAGUAUACUGAUGACACAUUUAAAAACAUUAUUGAAAAACCAUCCUGGCUGGGAAAUUUGGGCCCGAUUAUUCAGGGAGAGACUGGAGACAUGAUUCACGUGCACGUGAAAAACAAUGCAUCCAGGGCCUAUAGCGUGCACCCACAUGGAGUCACCUACCGCAAGGAACAUGAAGGUGCUCUCUACCCCGACAAUACCUCGGGCUCGCAGAGAGAGGAUGACCGCCUGGACCCAGGGGCACAGUACACUUACUUGUGGUUUGUGGAGGAAAAACAGGGGCCUGGCCCCAGCGACAGUAACUGUGUGACCAGGAUUUACCACUCCCACUUGGAGACCACGAGCGACUUGGCUUCCGGACUUAUCGGCCCGUUAAUAAUCUGUAAAAGAGGCACACUGAUUGGAGACAGGGAAAAAGGCGUCGAUAAAUCUUUCGUCCUGCUGCUGUCUAUAAUCGAUGAAAACCAAAGCUGGUAUAUUGAUGACAAUAUCAAAGCGUACACGGACAGUGCUCACAUUAACACCAGUGACCCUGGCUUCCGGGACAGCAAUCUCAUGCCCUCCAUAAAUGGAUACCUGUACGGAAAUCUGCCUGAUCUCACCAUGUGUGUGGACGACAGGGUCAAGUGGUUCUUGGUGGGCAUGGGUGGAGUAGUCGAUACCCACCCCGUCUAUUUCCACGGCCAGAUGCUGAUCUCUCAGAACAAGAGACAGGACACCAUUGCCCUCUUCCCUUCCUCGCUGGAAGACGCCUCCAUGGUGGCCCAGGGCCCGGGAGAGUGGAUGCUGGGGUGUGCAAAUCUAGAGAGGAUCAAACCUGGCAUGCAAGCCUUUUUCAGCGUCAGAAAUUGCCAAAAACCUUCGACAGUUGUUACUGAGACACACGUUUUACAUUAUUAUAUUGCUGCUGAAGAAAUUUUUUGGAACUAUGCCCCUUCUGGUGUGGACUUAUUUACUGGAAAAAACUUAACAGCACCUGGAAGCAAAUCCCGUCUCUAUUUUGACCAAAGCCCAACCAGAAUUGGAGGAACUUUUAAAAAAAUAGUUUACCGUGAAUACACAGAUGCUUCCUUCCAAACACAAAAGGCCAGAGAAGAGCACCUUGGAAUUCUUGGCCCCGUCCUGAAGGCGGAGGUGGGGCAGGUCAUCCGGGUCACCUUCUACAACCGGGCCUCCGUGCCACUCAGCAUCCAGCCGCACGGGCUGCGUCACAGCAAGAGCAACGAGGGCUCCUUCUACCGGACCCCCAGAGGACGCACGCCCCCACCCUCCGCCCACGUGCACCCGGGCUCGACGUUCGUCUACACCUGGGAAGUGCCGGAGGAUGCGGGUCCCACGGCCAUGGACCCCCAGUGCCUGACGUGGCUGUAUUACUCCUCGGUGCAUCGGAAGAGGGACACUAACAGCGGGCUGGUCGGGCCGCUCCUCGUGUGCAGAGCCGGAAGUCUUGGAGAGGAUGGCAGACAGAAAGGAAUAGACAAAGAGUUUUACAUACUCGCCACUAUAUUUGAUGAAAAUGAAAGCUAUCUCUUGGAUGAAAAUAUCAAAAUAUUUACCACAGAGCCUGAAAAGGUGGAUAAAGAGGAUCCAGACUUCCAAGACUCGAACCUAAUGUCCUCCAUAAAUGGAUACAUGUAUGGAAAUCUACCAGGACUGGUCAUGUGUGCAGGAGACAAUGUGUCAUGGCACAUUCUCAGUGUGGGGACGGAAAAGGACUUACAUGGCAUCUAUUUUCAAGGAAAUACCUUCAUUUCUUCAGGCUCCAGGAAGGACACUGAAGCCAUCAUUCCCCACACUUCCAACACGCUUUUAAUGACACCCGAUUCCGUAGGAACUUUUGAGCUGGUUUGUAUGACCGCUGAACACUAUCAGGGAGGCAUGAGACACAAAUACCAAGUCAAGUCGUGUUCGGAGCGAAAUCCUAAUGAAACACAGUUCCAGGAAGAAAGAGUUGUUUACAUUGCAUCGGAGGAGAUUGAAUGGGAUUAUACUCCCAGCAAGAAAUGGCAGCGGGAGCUGAAAUAUUUACAAAGAGAGAACAAAACAAGCAUGUUUAUAGAUAGAAUUGGGGCCUACCUUGGAUCCAAAUACAAGAAGGUCGUCUACCGCCAGUAUGAAGACAUCACGUUCACAAAACAAACAGUAAGGAAUGAGAACGAAACGCACCUGGAUGUCCUAGGUCCUUUGCUGAUUCUCUCCCCUGGACAAGUCCUCCGAGUGGUCUUUAAGAACAAAGCUUCCCGACCCUACUCAAUCCACGCCCACGGAGUGAAAACCAGCUACUCCACUGUGGCUCCCACCCAGCCAGGAGAGAUCCAGACAUACAUUUGGGAGAUUCCUGAAAGAACAGGACCUACGUCAAUGAACUUUGAAUGUAUACCAUGGUUUUACUACUCAACUGUGGAUGUUGUUAAGGAUCUUUACAGCGGACUGAUUGGCCCUUUAAUCGUUUGUCGCAAAGACGUCAAAGCCAACUUAGUUCACCGGGUUCUCCUCUUCAUGACCUUUGAUGAGAAUAAGUCAUGGUACUUGGAAGAAAACAUCAACACCCAUUCUGCAGAACCCAGCCAAGUAAACAAGAGUGACGCUAAUUUUCAGCUCAGCAAUAUGAUGCAUGCAAUUAACGGGAGACUCUUUGCAAAUAACCAAGGUCUGACGUUUCACGUGGGGGACGAAGUGAAUUUUUAUCUGAUUAGCAUAGGGGGUGAAUCGGACCUGCACACGGCCCACUUCCAUGGUCACAGCUUUGAGUACAUGGAUUCCGGACUGUACCGCUCAGAUGUUUACAACCUGCCCCCGGGGGUCUUCCGAACUGUGAAAAUGUACCCGAGAGAUGUUGGGACUUGGUUAUUUCACUGCCAUGUGACCGAUCACAUCAUAGCUGGAAUGGAAAGCACGUACACUGUAAUUGAAUGAAAAGAGCAUCAUGAGACCUUCUCUGCAGCAUAAAUAUUUCUUCCUGAUAUGAGUCCUGGAAGAUCCAUAAACAGAAGGAAAAGCCCCAAAGAAGAAAAACUCCAGGA
Messenger RNA from Sorex fumeus (smoky shrew), 3251 nucleotides. Its product is annotated as ceruloplasmin-like. NCBI's taxonomy places the organism in Eukaryota, Metazoa, Chordata, Mammalia, Eulipotyphla, Soricidae. Gene Ontology annotation, cellular component: plasma membrane. The transcript is spliced from 21 exons. Bases 1 to 3144 code for a protein of 1047 amino acids. Gene Ontology annotation, biological process: iron ion transport. The record is from RefSeq and is a predicted model, not a curated record. Gene Ontology annotation, molecular function: copper ion binding; oxidoreductase activity.